AAACCCAAUUUAUACACUUGGGUUUAUAAAGCAUUUUCCAUACUUCUUGUUUCUUUGGUAUAGAUUUCUGAGAAAUUAGUUAAAUCUAUAAACAUUUUGAGAGUUUUUAAUGCAUACUGUCAGAUUUAUUUCCAAAAAUCUUAUUUCACCUCUUAGUCAUCUGCAGUUUAUGAGGUCUUUGAGAUUGUGAAAAACACCUUUAAUCUACUCGAAGUCUGAGGGUUUUUAAAUUCUGUAUAGGUAAUGCACAUUUGCAUAAGUCGUUUCUACUGCUAUUGUUAAUAAGCUUAAGAACUGGUGUACUGCUUUAUCUCAAAUUUUCUCAAAUUAGUAAAUUACUCUAAAUAUUCAUAAGCAAGAAAGUGAUGGCGCAUGUAAUGAAAAUCCACGUUCAGCUACCUAAACAUUUCCUUUUACUGAUUAUUUCUAAGAUGAGAGCUAAGUUAAAGUUAGGAAUUAUAGUAAAGUAAUGCUGAAUGUGUCAUGUGAAAAAAUUACUGAACUAUGAUCUGCACUUUAUAGCUCUUCAGUCUAACUUUUCUUUUUAUUUCUUUUUUUAUUUUUAAGAGCAGAAUUAUUAACCCAUUGUUUUAGGCUUUGCAUUUGAACUGGUCAUUCCUAAAACAUUGAAAGGUUUCAUGGAACAAAAGGUUUCAUGGAACGUACUACUCUAUAAGAAGUAUAGUUCUAAAGAUUGAGGACACAUUGUGAACAAGAUAGUCAUAUGCGUAGCUUAUGACUAAAAAUCUACUAUAUACUAAAUCAAUGAGCAAAUUCUCUUCCCAAACCUAUUAUCAUAUUUGCCAAUCUCAUUUGUACAGGGGUAAGGCUAACUCUUGAACAGUAGGUGGGUUUAUUGCAAGGGAAUUGAAGCAUUGCCCCAGGUUCUAGAGGGUCAACUCAUGAGAGGAAACUUGUUACUGCAUAAACUGGGACUAAAACCAGACCUCCAAGCUCCUGUCCCACUGUCUUUUCACCUAUCUCUCUCCUCCAUUUUUCAAGUCCACCUUUGUCUUUAGGAGGAAUAAAUGUGUCCCUCACACAAUGCUCUGUACUGAGAAUGGGCUGUGGGGAUUAAUAAUGUGAAAACUGAAAAGACGGAGAGCACAUUCUUAGCCAAAAAAGGAAAAAAAGAAAAAAGUCAUAUUUUCUCUAAGAAAAUAAAUAACUUUAUAAAGUUUAUUGUACAGGAAAAUUUGGAUUAUCCUUGAAUUGUCAUUUCAAAUCAAAAACAGGAAUUUGACUUUUAUUAUCUUGGGAGAAAUAGGAAUAAAAAAGUAUAAUAAAUAUACUUUAUUCACUAAGAAUAAAUUGCAGAACAGGUUAAGACUCUGGGUGUCGCUGUUCACCAAUCAGGGGGAAAAGACAAACCAGAAAUUUAAUCAGAAUCACAAGAUUUCUGCAGCACAAAGCACUGGCUCUGGAGCUUUAUGAAGCUUCAAGCUGAAGCCCUGAGAUCUCCGGCUGUGAAUACACUUUGUUUUGGACCCAGAAGCUCCUGGGGCUCCUCAGGCCUCCAAAGAGGGAAAACCGAAGCACAGGCGACUCCGCGGCUGGGUUGUAAUGGCGGCGUCUCCUACUCGUCCAGACCGCACCCGGCUGCUCCAGAUCUGCCUUCUCCUGGGGGUUGUGGGAGAAAUCAGGGCCGAACAGAUCCGCUACUCGGUGUUUGAGGAGCAGGAAGAAGGCUCAGCGGUGGGCAACAUCGCCAAGGACCUAGGGCUGGCGCCCCGGGAGCUUGCUGAGCGCGGAGUCCGCAUCGUCUCCAGAGGUAGGACGCAGCUUUUCGCCCUGAACCCGCGCAGUGGCAGCUUGGUCACCGCGGGCAGGAUAGACCGGGAGGAGCUCUGCGACAGAUCUCCAAACUGUGUGACAAACCUGGAGAUUCUCCUAGAAGAUAAAGUAAAGAUUUUGCGGGUAGAGGUAGAAAUAAUCGAUAUUAAUGAUAACCCACCCAGUUUUGGGACAGAACAGAGGGAAAUAAAAGUUGCUGAAAAUGAAAAUCCUGGGACAAGAUUUCCUCUUCCUGAAGCUUUUGAUCCGGAUGUAGGAGUAAACUCCCUGCAGGAUUACCAGCUCAACGCAAACGGUCACUUUUCCCUGGAUGUGCAAAGCGGGGCCGAUGGGAUUAAGUACCCAGAGCUGGUGCUGGAACGCGCUCUAGAUCGCGAGGAAGAGGCGAUUCACCACCUCGUUCUCACCGCCUUCGAUGGAGGUGACCCGGUUCACUCUGGCACUGCCAGGAUUCUCAUAAUAGUUGUGGAUAUCAACGAUAAUGCUCCCGUAUUCACUCAGCCCGAGUACCACGUAAGUGUUCGUGAGAACGUUCCUGUAGGCACCAGGCUACUCAUUGUAAAAGCCACUGAUCCAGAUGAAGGAGCCAAUGGAGAUGUGACAUAUUCUUUCCGGAAAGUAAGAGACAAAAUAUCCCAGCUAUUCAAGUUGAAUUCUCUGAGUGGGGAUAUAACAAUAUUGGGGGAUCUAGAUUAUGAGGACUCUGGAUUCUAUGACAUAGAUGUGGAAGCCCAUGAUGGGCCUGGUCUCCGAGCCAGAAGCAAGGUACUCGUGACCGUUCUGGAUGUAAAUGACAAUGCUCCAGAAGUCACAGUUACAUCUCUCACCAGCUCAGUCCAGGAAACUUCUUCCCCAGGUACAGUAAUUGCACUUUUCAAUGUGCAUGACAGUGACUCAGGAGGGAAUGGCCUUGUCACAUGUUCUAUUCCAGAUAAUCUACCAUUCACACUUGAAAAGACCUAUGGAAAUUAUUAUCGGUUGUUGACACACACAACACUGGACAGGGAAGAAGUCUCAGAAUAUAACAUCACUGUAACUGCCACUGACCAUGGAACUCCUCCACUGUCUACAGAAACUCAUAUUUCACUGCAGGUGACGGACAUCAAUGACAACCCACCUACUUUCCCUCAUGCUUCCUAUUCUGCCUACAUUUCUGAAAACAACCCCAGAGGAGCCUCCAUCUUAUCUAUGACUGCUCAAGACCCCGACAGCGGUGACAAUGCCCGAAUCACUUACUCCCUGGCCGAAGACACCUUCCAGGGUGCACCCCUGUCCUCCUAUGUCUCCAUCAACUCCAACACUGGGAUCCUGUAUGCACUUCGCUCCUUCGAUUAUGAGCAGUUUAGAGACCUGCAGCUACUGGUGACAGCCAGUGACAGUGGAGACCCUCCACUCAGCAGCAACGUGUCACUGAGCCUCUUUGUGCUAGACCAGAAUGACAAUGUCCCUGAGAUCCUGUACCCCACCUUCCCCACAGACGGCUCCACUGGAGUGGAGCUGGCACCCCGCUCCGCAGAAUCUGGCUACCUGGUGACCAAAGUGGUGGCAGUGGACAGAGACUCAGGCCAGAAUGCCUGGCUGUCCUACCGCCUGCUCAAGGCCAGCGAGCCGGGACUGUUUGCAGUGGGGCUGCACACAGGCGAGGUGCGCACGGCGCGGGCCCUGCUGGACAGAGACGCGCUUAAGCAGAUCCUGGUAGUAGUCGUCCAGGACCAUGGCCAGCCCCCUCUAUCAGCCACUGUCACAGUCACUGUGGCUGUGGCCGACAGCAUCCCAGAUGUCCUGGCUGACUUGGGCAGCCUCAAGCCUUCAGCAGACCCAGACGACUCGGGCCUCACUCUCUAUCUCGUGGUGGCAGUAGCCGCUGUCUCCUGCAUCUUCCUGGCUUUUGUCACCGUGCUUCUAGCACUCAAGCUGAGACGCUGGCACAAGUCACGCCUGCUUCAGUCUGAAGGCAGCAGGUGGGCGGGUGUGCCCACCUCCCACUUUGUAGGCAUGGACGGGGUUCAGGCUUUCCUGCAAACCUAUUCCCACGAGGUCUCCCUCACCUCGGACUCCAGGAAAAGUCACCUGAUCUUCCCCCAGCCCAACUAUGCAGACAUGCUCAUCAGCCAGGAGAGCUGUGAGAAAAGCGAGCCUCUUCUGAUAACUCAGGAUUUACCUGAAACAAAAGGAGACCCUAAUCUUCAGGUGAGUCAAUCUUAUAAUAGAUCAUACCAUGCUGAACUAUAGACACAGAGUUGUGUAAAUGUCUGCAAUUAUAUAUGUAAUAUAUCAAAUAAAGCCACCUCUUUUAAUA
Messenger RNA from Sapajus apella (tufted capuchin), 4093 nucleotides. Its product is annotated as protocadherin gamma-A4. Gene Ontology annotation, molecular function: calcium ion binding. Gene Ontology annotation, biological process: homophilic cell-cell adhesion. The transcript has a single exon. NCBI's taxonomy places the organism in Eukaryota, Metazoa, Chordata, Mammalia, Primates, Cebidae. The coding region runs from base 1564 to 4026 and encodes 820 amino acids. Gene Ontology annotation, cellular component: plasma membrane. The record is from RefSeq and is a predicted model, not a curated record.